UGUAGACAGAAGCUGUCUAUAGAAUUAUAGCCCCAUAGAACUAGAAGGGGAGUUGUUUAGACCAGCGUUUCUCAACAUAAACAACUUUUAAAAUGUAUGGAACCCUGAGAAUCAGUCCAUACAUCUUAAAGUUGCGAAGGUUGAGAAUCACUGUUUUACUCCAUUGAGUCUUCUUGAAAAUCUUAAGCUUAGUGCUGGAUUCCAACUAGCAUUCCUGGCAAAUAGUUGUCUAACCUCCUUUUGAACACAUCCAAUGAAAGGAACCAAUAGUAUCUCUCUGGGUCCACCUUUUCAGUUGCUCUUAUAUUAGGGAGGCUUUGCUAAUAGUCACUUGGCAUCUGCUUCCUGUAAUUUAAAUCUGAUUUUCUGCCAUAUCAUCUGGAAUGCCUGGGAACAUGUCUUGGCCUCAUACAAUAUUCAGGUAUUUAAAAAGUACUAUCAUAUCCUCCUCAGCUUCUGUGCUAAACAUUAGAAAUGCUUUUAUUCUUUAUUGCGAUUUCUUUUCUCCUCCAACUUUAAUCCUGAGGGGGCAAUCAUAUUAAAACAUUGACAAGCCAAUAAAACAGUGAUAUUGUUAAAAUCACUCCCAUAACUAAAGCUGGACAAAGUGUUCCAUCUACUUCCACCUUUUGGCAGAACUGGCUAAAAGGACUGGCUAAGAUACAGUGAGUGUGCAACUCGACUCAGCUUGACACUGGGGUUAAUAUCUCAUGUCAAAGAAUUCAUUUCAACAUUGGGCAGAAUUAGGAUACAUUUUUGAGGGGAAAUUUCAGGAAUUUUAAGAGAUGGAAUGGCUGCUUUAAAUUACAGCAAAUCUUCAGGCACUCAUUUUAUAGCACAUUUAUAAUUCCAAAAAUGAAAACAAAACCAAAUCAACCUUUACCCAAAACUACACCCACCCACCCCCGGCCACGUUUCCCUGACUUGGAGCAAUGUUUUCACUUGGGAACAUGUCUUGGCCUCAUACAAUAUUCAGGAUUUAAUUACUAGCUCCUGAAUCAUCCUGGUUGCCUUUCUGUGAAGUAGUUCCAGUUUGUCUGAAUCCUUUUUAAAUGGUAGUCUUCUGAACUGUAUUUAGUACUUGAGGUGAAAUCUCACCAGUGCAGGUAUAUUUGUAAUGCCUUGCAAUGCCAAAUUUCCUUCUUGUUAUUGUAACAGUGAUCAUUUUCAAAGUAGUGCACAUAUCUUGAUUCUUGUUUCAAAAGAAUAAGAAACACGUUAAGCUGUGAAUACUGAGUGGAAGGACAGAGGCUUCUUGAGUAACAUGUCAAAUGUAGAGGUAGCAUGAAAAGUAUGGUAAGAGUAAGGAAUGCAGUUUGACAGGAAAGAUGGAAGCAUCACUGUCAACUUGACGUAACCUUACAGUUUAUUUGUGGAUACCUAGAUCAUAUACAGAGUACAUACCUUGUACUCUAUGUAUAUGAAUUUCAAAUUCCACCGUUGUUUAUUACACGGUUUUACUUUAAAAGCAUUUUCUUAUGAAACAUUAGUGGUGGAUAUUUGGUUGACCAAAAAAGGAUGUUUACUGAGAAGCCAAAUGUUGGAUAAAUAUUUUUAAAACAGUCAUUUUACUGAAUAGUAAAUUUGAAAUAAUCUAAUUAGUAAAGUUUUAUUGUGAAAUUGUGAAUUUAUUUACUACUGCAAAAUUUAAUGAGUCUAUAGAUGCGAUUAAUUUAUAGUGCUGCAUCUGCUCUCUAGUUAUCAAGCAUUUCAAUGUUCAAAAAAGAAAAUAAAAAUUAGUAUAUAAGAUUACUAAAUAAAAGCUGGGUUUUUAAGGAAAAGUUAUGGUAAGGAGGGAUUUAUGCUGCAACUCAGCAGCAGAUAAAUAGUUUAAAUUUAGUCAGUAUGAUAGUUUCAUAUAAGAGUGUGGUGGCACAAGUGGUUAGGAUGCUGGGCAGGAGGUUAGCAAGCCCACGUUUGAGACCCCGAGAAUGGCUAAAGGGUGAGGUUGAGCUCUUGUCUUUCACUCUAGCUCCUGCUGGGGAUAUGAAGGAGCCCCCAGCUGAGCAUCCCCAGGGCAUGCCCCCCCGCCCCCCACCCUGGAUGAUGUUCAACUGAUUGAUCAGCAUGACAAUCCCAGUAAAGUACUGGUCCCCAAAGUGAUCAAUAUUGACUUCCAAUGGUCAAUGUGACUAUUCAAAGUAAAUUAUUACUCAUAGUAUUAUUACUUAAAGCAGCAUGGGGUUCAACGAACAAUGUGGAAUUUCAUGAAGGGGUCAAUAAGCUGAAAAGUGUGGGAAUCUCUUCAGUAAAUCAUUAGCUUAUUUAAUGGCCUCUGAAUAAAUUAAUUCUGGGUUAUGGGUUCAUGUCUAAGAGGUUUGAGCUUGUGGCUAUUAUCUUUAUAAACUCAAACUCUGACCAGAUGGAAGUAUUUAUUUUCCAGCUGCCACUUGGUGUCCAAGAGAAGCAGUCUAUUGUAGUGGACUGAAUGUAGUGCUAAGGUAAGACAGAAGCCCAACCCAGAGUUUAAAUUGAUCCAUUCACUAUUCUCUGAGCCGAGCCUAUUUUUCAGAGCUGUAAUCCCACUGAAAUCUUCAGAUGAAUAAAAGUUUAAUGAAUAAAUGAAAUAGUGGAAGGCCUUGGAAUGGAUGAUAAGUAAGGAGUAAUAUCUUAAAUAUUUGACUGACUUUUCAAAAGUGGACAUAAAACAGUAAGUAGACAAGUUUAUGAGAUCAGUUCUUUUGAAGUAGUUAGAAGCGAAACUGUACAAAUAGGAAAAAUGUCUCCUGGAGAAUCUUCUUAAAAUAACUCCAAUAUCAAUAAGAUUUCCCCCAGGUUUUUGUUUUAAAUUUCAUAUGGGAAAUUCUGCUUUCUUACAGAAUUAAUAUACAGAAAACCUCUUGGUUUUGAUAUACAUCAGUUUUGUUUUCUAUUUGAAUAGCAAUGUACAUUUCUGUGAUUUACAUUAUUUCUCAGCCUAGUAUCCUCUACGUAUACCUGUGAAUAGUUAAUUAGUAAGAAUACUCUAAAUUCAUACUUGGAGGCCCUUAGAAUGAGAAAGGUUGAGUUAAAUAUUUCCUACUUCUACAAAGGGUAUCUAUAAAUAUUCUGAUUUAUCGGUAGAACAAAGGGAUUCAUGAAAUUCAGUAAUUAAUCAGAAAGUUAGUGUCUUUCUGAUAGUAUUUUUUUUGAUUAAUAUGGAAUAUUUCUGAUUAAUAUGGAAAUAUGUGGUAUAUCAAACUUCAAUUCAUAUAUGGUAAUUAAAAGAAAUCUAUCUUCGUCACUACUAUCUGACUUAUUUGUUUUUUCUUCCUAGGGCAAAAAUGAGAGACAGACUCUUGGAGUUUUAUGAAUUAUCUAGGCUGUACAGCCAACAUACUGGAGAUGCUGAGGAUGACUUCCAAAGACCUCAUGAAAUGCUUCUUUUUGAAACUGACCAUGCCAUAGCAAAUCUUUACAAAAACAUUCAAGAUAUUCGAACAAACAAUCACCGUCUGAAGGAAGAUGUGAGGCGCUUGGGCAAACAAAACAAUCGCUUCCUGACAUCAAUGCGUCGUUUCAGUAGCAUAAAGCGAGACACAAACACCAUCGCAAAGGACAUUAAGGCCCGUGGGGAAGAGAUCCACAGAAAACUUCAGGUUCUGAGAGAUCUGAGUGAAGAUGCAGAAACAAAAUAUGGUGAGAAUGCAAUUGUAACCCGUGUGUGCAAAGACCAUUAUGUCGAUCUCAUGCAUGCUUUUCAGGAAGCCAUGUUUAAUUACAAUGAAACUGAGAUGAAAGAGCGAGACAAUUGUAAAGUUAGGAUUCAGCGGCAACUGGAAAUCAUGGGCAAAGAAGUGUCUGGAAACCAGAUAGAGGACAUAAUUGAGCAAGGCCGAUGGGAUGUAUUCUCUGAGAACCUGCUGUCUGACGCAAAAGGAGCUCGCUCUGCCUUGAAUGAGAUAGAAACCCGGCACAAAGAGCUGAUGAAGCUUGAAUCUCGAAUCAAAGAGGUACAUGAACUUUUCCUACAGGUGGCAUUGCUGGUGGAAGAGCAGGCUGACACCUUUGAUGUCAUUGCGUUCAACAUGCAGAAUGUCCAAGAAUAUGUUGGGGAAGCUAAAGACGAAGUGAGGAGAGCACUUGAAUACCGGAGAAAACAUCCUUGCCGAACAAUCCUUUGCUGCUGUUUAUCAUGCCUUAAAGGCUAACUACCCUCUUGAAGCCACUAGAUCAGUGUUAUGGGAAUGCUUAUAAUUUGUGCUCAUCUCUUUAUGGUUAUCGUAUUUGUUAUUAAUUUUAUAUGUGUAUGUUUCUUAUCAAAACCAAAGGACAGUAGCAGUAUGAUACUUACCAAAGUUGGGAACCUGUGACUCCAUAGAUGUUGUUGGACUACAUUAUAUCUGACAAUAAACUAUGCUGGUGGAUUGAAAUUGGAGUCUGAAAACAUCUAAAGGGCCACAGAUUCCUACCUAUUCAUAUAUUUCAACUUAUGUAAUAACAACAAGAUUACCAACCCCCACAUUGCUACCAAAAUGAAAGACAUACCAGAACCUAUGUAAAACCACGGGAAAUUUUGAUGAGGUGGGUAAUAAAUUAUUCCCAAAUAAAUACAUCCUAUGGAUUUUUAAGGGGGCAAUUGAAAUUGCCAGGUUUUUUUUCUUGGAGAAAAUAAAUAUGGAAGAAAUUAUGAACCCUAAUUAUAAAUUACAUAUAAACUGUAUUACAUGGAUAAUGCAGUUUAGACAUCUGGUAGUCAUAGUUGAGUUUAGUGUUUUGAUAAAAGAUUUCCUAUAAGGUAUACAUUUUUAAAAUGCAUUGUUAUAAAAUCACAUGAGAAAAAUAUUUAUUUUAAUUAUUAUAUAAAGAAAGUCCUUUGCUUUCUACCCCAUAGUUUCGAUUGUCAGGGAGAAACUUGUUGAUAAUGGAACCGAAGUACGGUCCCCAAUAUUUGAAAAUGAGGUCUCAUUUACACAAUAUGUCAAAGUUAUAUUGGAGUUAUUAUCUCUGGAGCUAAUAGCAGUCUGGAAGUCUUACAGGAAUGACAAAUAGAGGGGAUCAGAAAUCAGACAUUGUAAAAUUGUGUGGCUGUUUCUUGUGCUGGCAUGCAAAAUGUGCAGCCUAGGGGUUGCCUGCAACCUGCUAGCAUCCCUUUUGUGGCCUCAGCAGAUCCCUAAAGGAGAUAGGAUUUGACUCAUUCUUUAGCCUUUGUCUGAAUUUUAGCAAUCUACUGUAUGUCUGAAGAAGCAGAAGGGAUGCUUUCAUCUGAAUAUUGGCUGGGAUGUAGGGGAGAUUAGAAAAACGACAUUAACCCAUUAAGCCAAAAAGAAACACCCAAAGCAAUAGAUCUUCCAUGCUUAAGAUUUGUUUUAGUCAUGCUAGUUUAUCUGUUUUUUGAGGAUAAUCAGAGCAGCAAAAGCUGAAACCAAGAACCUCCUUCAUUUAAUUGUUCAAAGACCAGCUUCAAAAAAGUAAAUACUAGGAUUCAAUUCAUAAGUCUAAGACUUGUGUGUAAAGUUCAUGUUUUUGGUGUAUCAUGUUUCUUCAGACAAGUGUAAACAAGUAAUGUAAAUUUGGUUGCAGUAUUUUGUAAGUUUAUGAUAACUAAAUCACUAAUUAAAGUAUUUUUCCAA
Ahaetulla prasina is the source of this 5552-nucleotide messenger RNA. It is a transcript of the gene STX11, whose product is annotated as syntaxin 11. Bases 3264 to 4130 code for a protein of 288 amino acids. The transcript is spliced from 2 exons. Gene Ontology annotation, molecular function: SNARE binding; SNAP receptor activity. Gene Ontology annotation, cellular component: SNARE complex; plasma membrane; presynaptic active zone membrane. Gene Ontology annotation, biological process: exocytosis; synaptic vesicle fusion to presynaptic active zone membrane; intracellular protein transport. NCBI's taxonomy places the organism in Eukaryota, Metazoa, Chordata, Lepidosauria, Squamata, Colubridae. The record is from RefSeq and is a predicted model, not a curated record.